Messenger RNA from Selaginella moellendorffii, 3320 nucleotides. Its product is annotated as gibberellin receptor GID1C. The record is from RefSeq and is a predicted model, not a curated record. Lineage: Eukaryota; Viridiplantae; Streptophyta; Lycopodiopsida; Selaginellales; Selaginellaceae. Gene Ontology annotation, molecular function: hydrolase activity. The transcript has 5 exons. The coding region runs from base 1892 to 3028 and encodes 378 amino acids.
ACGUGGCACUUGACACACACACACACACACACACACACACAGAGGCUGGGAGUUUCAUUGGGGAGUUAUCCGAUCGGAGCCAAUCCACUGGAGAAAAUGGCUAUAGUGAGCGAUGUGGGGCUGCAGGUAGGCAUGUAUUUUCAUAGAGCAGCAAGCGUCCACAAGGGCCUUGUCUUUCAGUAGCAUGUUACUAUCCUUGAUUGCAAGUCGGGCUUGACGUCUAGCGCACCGCCAAUCUGUGCCAAGGGGACUAGAAACAAAACAACAGCUCCUUCGUGGCGAGCUCGAGAGCCGGGAAAGGUCGCCCCGGCAAAAAGAAAAUUUACCAAGGGACACCUACAGCGACAGACAACGCUUUAGUUUACGGUAAACCAUAUCAGACCAUGAUAUGCGCUUGGCUGGGCUCUUCGCUAAUCCGAAAGGCGCCAUUACAAUUUACCCACACCGUGGCAAGGAGUUGGAUAAAACAAGUGGAGUUGCAGGCAGGCAGGCAGGCAGGCCGGGAUGGAUUAUUAAGUCGGCAGCAGCGCGCGGUCGUCAUGGCUUUUUCCGGCAUUUGUUUUUGAGGUGGUGGCCGUCAUAACAAGCAAGCCUCGUCGACGCCUGGCUAGUUGGUACUGGGGUCCAAGCCCAAAGCUAUCGGGUCAAAAGCGCUUCCUUCGGCACAGCAAAGUAGAGAGGUGUAGGUGGCUCACAGCUGGGCAGCUUAGAAUUUGGCCGGGUUCCAACGAUCCAAUCCACAACGAUCUUUGGAUGGAGGGCACGGGUUUUGACUUGGCUUACACGCCUUGGAAAAACAAAGGACGUGGUGACAAGAGCAGCAGGCAGAGUGAUUCGGCGGGACUGGCAGUAUCUGGAGAGACUAAAAAAGACUUAACAAAGUGGUGUUAGCAUAGCGGCAACAACAACAAACACGACGGCUACUAUUUUGGAGCCCGGGGGGCCGUCGGGUACGUACGCAGGAGGCGCAAAAAAAAAAAAAAGGCUUUUUCUCCACUAGAUUCUGGACCAGAUCCAAUGCAGGCCUUGUUGCUGCCCCGCGCUCGCAGCGUCCGGUUGAGAUAAAAGACGGGGAUGGGCGCGGCAGCAGGCUGGACUCUCCAUGCUCCGCAAUGCUGCCAAGUGAAGCUCCAGAGGGAGAGGGGGGCUUAAAGGGACGGGAGGAGGCUUCCUUUCCGCCCGAUACGGACAAGAAAGGCCAGCACAGGGCCAAUGGCGGCAUGUUUGUCGUUGGCGUGGGUUCCACUCUUGAAGGUCCCUUUUGGUUUGCUCAGCGUUUGUUGCGCGCUUCAAGGGUGGCCACAGGCGGUAGUAGUAGUAGCAGCAGCAGCCACAGCGGCAGCAGCAGGAAGAGGCGCUGCUUCCAGCGCUUGGUAGCGUUUCUCUCUCUGCAGAUAAGCACGGACAGGGAUAGACGGCAUUGAAAGCUAGCUCAGGAGACGACGUGUGUACUUCGGCAGCAGGGAAGGUGGGGGACGGAACGAUGAUGUAAUGGAUUGAUAGCGCGGGAUACGGCAGUAUACGACGGAUUACUAAUACCCCUCCCUCCAGGAAUUGGCUGCCACAACACGUUUCUUGCUCUUGGAACCAGUCUCCUUUUCGGGGAGAGAGAGAAUCCGGGAAGACGGCCUAAAGUUUUGUUUUUGCGGGGAUCUGACCAACGAAAUUCGGCUCGGCGACGCGGGCACAGUGCGGGAGAGGAGGGCCUCCUCAGCGCCAAAUCUAGGAUUUGUCGGCAUCUAUCGACUCUAUCCGCGUCUUUUCUGUUUUUAUUUCCCUUUCUCUUUUUUGACGUGAUUCGAUGAAAUAGCAUCGAACGCCAAGAGCUCCACAAUUCCUACAUUUAGAAGGCGAUCCACAGAGGGCCGGAAUUCCGAGCGCUCGGGCAUUCAUGCUGCUUCAAAGCGAGCAUAUGGAACCGGAGGAGGAUAGCAGCGCCGAGGAAUUGCAGCUCAAAGAAUCCAAGGAAGUUGUGCCGCUCAACACCUGGGUCCUCAUCUCCAACCUCAAGCUAGCUUACAACCUCACCCGCAAUUCCGACGGCUCCUUCAACCGCAACCUGGACGAAUUCCUCGACCGCAAAGUCCCCGUGAGCAGCGUGGAGCGCGAAGACGACCCCGUGACUUUCAUGGACGUGACCAUCGACCGCACCAGCGGCAUCUGGUCGCGAAUUUUUAUCCCCCGCGCCAGCCACAACAACAACGCAAGCUCGACGACGCACGGUACGCCAAUUUUCUUCUAUUUCCACGGCGGCAGCUUCGUGCACAUGUCCGCUAACAGUGCAGUCUACCACACGGUAUGCCAGCAGCUGGCCCGGCUGUGCCAGGCGGUAGUCAUCUCGGUUAACUACCGGCGAGCUCCCGAGCACAAGUACCCGGCCGCCUACAACGACUGCUACGCAGCGCUCACCUGGCUCAAAGUCCAAGUUUUGCGCGGCGUAGCGCAUGCCUGGCUUCCACGGACUGCCGAUCUCGGGCGGUGCUUUUUGGUCGGGGACAGCAACGGUGGAAACAUUGUCCACCAUGUCGGAGUCCGAGCAGCGGAGUCGGGGGCGGAGCUCGGCCCGUUACGUGUGGCCGGACACAUUCUGAUUAUACCAAUGUUUGGUGGGAACCGGAGGACGCAGUCGGAGCUGAGAUUCGACGGGCAGUACUUUGUGACGAUCAAGGACAGGGAUUUCUACUGGCAGUCCUUUCUUCCGGCCGGGGCGGACAGGGAUCAUCCGGCGUGCAACAUAUUCGGGCCGAGCUCGCGCAGCCUCGAGGGCGUGGUGCUGCCACCUUCGCUGGUGGCGGUGGCGGGGCUGGAUAUGAUCAAGGACUGGCAGCUCCAGUACGUGGAGGGGAUGAGAAACGCCGGCAAGGACGUGGAGCUCUUGUUCUUGGAGGAGGCGACGGUGGGAUUUUUCAUCUUUCCAAACACUGGACACUUUCACAGGCUGAUGGACAAGAUCACGGCGUUUAUCGACCGCGAUGGGGACCAGCAUCUAACACGAAGAACAGGAAUAACUCGCAGGACAACAACGUAGGAUAAGACCACUCUCGGCAAGAAGGAUGGCGAUGGAUCUCUUUCUUCCGGGCACUUUCAUAGCAUCAACACCAACACCAACACAAAAACACCAACAACAGCAACAGGAGGAGAAAAGGAGAGAACAGUUUGGUUUUUUCUUCUUUUUUCUUCUCGCAUUUGAUUGACAGACACACUUGUAUUCUUUUGUGAAGAAGCGAAAGAGAGAGCUCUCUCAAGAUUGUUACUUACAACGGAACGAGAGCGAUAGAGUUUCCUUUAAGCAUGUAUAAUACAUACUCUCUUGUCUUUCA